Messenger RNA from Schizophyllum commune H4-8, 1725 nucleotides. RefSeq lists its product as uncharacterized. The record is from RefSeq and is a predicted model, not a curated record. The transcript is spliced from 2 exons. NCBI's taxonomy places the organism in Eukaryota, Fungi, Basidiomycota, Agaricomycetes, Agaricales, Schizophyllaceae. The coding region runs from base 160 to 1689 and encodes 509 amino acids.
CAUCUACCUUCCUCGAGGCUCGAGCAGGGCGUAGCCUGCGUGUGCGACUCUGUUUGGCACUGGAGACUGCAGCUUCCAGGCGUUCCCGUCUGAGCCCCAUAUUCUCAUCCAAGCCGACUUCGACUCGAGCUCUGGGACUGCGGUUCCUCUGAGCAAGAAAUGGCCCACGGAUCAGCGCAGGAUGAAGAAGGAAGCACACCACCUCUAUGUCCUAACUCGCCUGCUCUCAUAAAUACCUUGCCGACGGAGCUCCUGAGGCCCAUUCUUCUCUACGCUUGUUCCGACGAAUCCUUGAUUCUCCCACCUACGCGCGAAGCAUACCCUCGACGUUAUGCGAGGAUCCACUUGCACCCUCCUGCGCUUAUAAUGAGCUGGGUGUGCCAGCUAUGGGCCGACAUUGCUGUGACCGAUGCCGAGUUCUGGACGCCGCCUAUCCGCAUAGAUUUCUACAAUUUCGAGGCGGAUACCGAAGGAUACUCUACGAAUGAGCAUCUUGCAUACAAACUGCUGGAGAGAAGAGAGGACCUCAUCUCGCGAUCUUUAUCCCUCCUACAGUGCUACCUCACACGCUCCAGGUUGGCACCGCUGCAUGUUGAGCUGCAGGCCUUGUUGUACCACGAAGGAUACUGGGAGGAAAUCGUCGGGAAGAUCGUGCGCUUGGUUUUCACCACAUUCGCCCGGUGGAAGACAUGCGUGAUGCCUGCCUUUCUCGCGCAUGUCGUCCCCGAGCUCGCCCCCGGCGUCAUACCCGAGCUCCUCGAGCAUGUGGAGGUCCGACACACCUGGCACGACAUCAGCGUAGAGAGCUUCAGCAAUGCGCCGCGCUUGCAUAGCUGGACGGGUCCGGUCGCGAACUCCGCCGGCACGCUGCCAUGGGCGCAGCUCACCGAGCUGCGCGUGCACGACUUCACGUCGAUGGUCGCCGUCACCGAUAUCCUCGCGAGCUGCCGCCGACUUGUCACUCUCGAGGUCUGCGUCGGGCAGCAGGGGAACGAGCCGGGUGGCUCCGUUCACGAGGUCCCGUGCUUGGAGGACGUGACAUUCGUGAUGGACUCCCCGCAGGUCCUCGUUCACCUCCUGUCGACUCUCAUUCUUCCGAGGCUGCGGCGCCUGUGCCUCCACGGUGUCGGUCUUGCUGGGCGCCGGACGCUCCUGGAGGAGGCCUACGGGCGACUCCGGUUGGAUGCGUGGCCGAUGCGUGAGUUCGACGCCUUCCUAGUUCGUUCGCAAUGCACUAUCACCGCGCUCAAGUUGAAGACCAUCAUCAUACCCAUCAACGACUUCCUCGGCAUGCUGGAGCGCCUUCCGUCCAUCUCGGACUUCGUCCUGGAGGAAGAGUCGUCGGUGCGGGAGGAUGUAUUGGGCAUGAUUCCGGGGUCGUCCGUUACUGACGAUCUGCUGCAUCGGAUGACCGCUGUAAAGGGAGGCCCACCACCCCUGCUGCCGUGUCUGACGAGGUGGACCAUCGAAGGGAUCCUACACUUCAGUCACCAGGCGCUCGUCGACAUGGUCAAGUCGCGGACUCAUCCACGGCUGGAGUACCUCUCGAUAAAUGCUGCAGACGGGUCGGUACCGGACGAGAUGGAGGAUUCGACGAGGUCUUCACUGGAGGCAGCAAUGACUGAGGACGGCUUUUUGGGCUUCGAGUGUAAAGUGACAAGAGUACGUGCUUUCAGUAGUAUUGCGUAGAAAUUUCGAUCGCAGACGGAAGCGGAGACGGAAGAG